UUCAAUUCUGUCACAGAACUCAAAUCAACUACGGAGCUACAGUGAGAAGCAACAAAAUAAAUUCAGAAUAAAAAUGAAUUCCGAACAGCAGCAAUUGGUAGUGGUGCAGGAGGAGCACGAGGCGCCGCAUUCCGCUUGUUGCAACCGCAACGGUUGCCUUGUGAGCGAGCUAAAGAAAUUGGUCCUUUGGUGCGACUGGCGGCCCAGCCUUCUGGCUUUUGUUCUUCUACACAUAUUCAUCGAUUAUGCAGCCAUGAAAUCAGUGAUCUGUGCUGCGAUCCUGUUGGCCUUGGCAGUGCUAUCAAUCAGCAUGAUCUAUGGGCUAUAUUUGCGCAGCUGUGAAAUUUACGAAGGAGGUCCCAUUCAGGAAUACCCAAACAUUACGCUGUUUAUUUGCCCUCAGUGGAGCGACAGGGUGACCAACUUCCUCAACAACUUUCUGGCCAAAAUGCGAUUGAUUGCUAGUAUGGAGCAGCCCUUAGAGGCCUUCAAAUGGGUGAAUAUGUUCGUGACCGUAUUUAUUGUGGGAUCUUCAUUCGAUGGCGUUACUCUGGCUAAAAUCGGUCUGUGCUUGCUUUUCGGCAUACCCCCGAUCUACGUGUGGAACCAGCAGCAAAAAGAUCUUCAACUGGAAAAACUAAAACUGCUCGAAAAAUUCCAUAGAUGUGGGAAAGCUGUGGGAGAUUUGAACACCCAAGAGUCCUUUGUGCUGAACGAUACCCUGGUGUCCCUUGAGCAGAACAACACCGAAGAUUCGUUUGGGCUGAACGAUAACCAAGAGACCAUUUUGCUGAACGAUACCCUAAAUACCGAAGAGUCCUUUGGGCUGAACGAUAACCAAGAGACCAUUUUGCUGAACGAUACCCUAAAUACCGAAGAGUCCUUUGGGCUGAACGAUAACCAAGAGACCAUUGUGCUGAACGAUACCCUAGAGACCGAAGAGUCCUUUGGUCUGAACGACAACCAAGAGACCUACGAUAUUCAAGAGUCCUUUGAGCCGAAGAACAUCCAAGAGUCGACUGACCCGAAAAACACCACAGAGUCCUUGGACCCGAAGAACUGCCAAGAGUCCUUGGAGCCAAACGACACCAAAGAGUCCUUUGGGCUAAACCAGACCCAAGCGUCCAUUGAACUAAACUCCACUGAGUUCUUUGAUCCGAACACCACUGAGGAGUUCUUUGGGCCGAAGAACACCCACGAGUCCGUUGAGUCAAACAACGCCCAAGAUUAG
This is a messenger RNA of Drosophila obscura, 1231 nucleotides long. RefSeq lists its product as uncharacterized. Bases 74 to 1231 code for a protein of 385 amino acids. The record is from RefSeq and is a predicted model, not a curated record. The transcript has 2 exons. Lineage: Eukaryota; Metazoa; Arthropoda; Insecta; Diptera; Drosophilidae.